AUUAAAUAAAUAAAUAAAUAAAUCUCCCUCGCGCCUUCAAAAACUGCACUCUCUCUCGCCCAGUCAACCUUAGUCAUCACUUCCAACUCACUUUUGCUCCACCACCUUCACCGCCCUCCGCCGCCACUCUCCGGCACCGCCGUCACCAUAUCUCCGCCGCCAACAUUUUCCCUUCUAAGCCUCACCUUUCCCCCCAUUCUGGGUAAGCUCUAAUUAUGACUGAAAUGGAAACACAUGCAAGAAUUUGGCGGCGCCGAAUUUCUUCCUUAUCCUAAAAUCUUCUCCCCUUUUCCCUAUAGAUUCCCCCCUUCUAGAAGGAAAUAAAAGGAGGAAACCUCGGAAUGGAAGCUUCUACAUCGUCUGUGUCUUGUCUGCAAGGGGGAGAGGAUACUAAUAAGCUCACUACAGCAGCUGAAGAAGAAGAAGAUGAAGAUGAGUAUAUACAGAGAUUGGUUGAGAGAGAAAUUUCCAUUGAUGGGGUUCAGAGGGAUUUAUUUAUCAGUGGGUCUUGGAUUCAAGAAGCUCGUUUGGAUGCAAUAAAAUACAUUCUUGGUACAGGAGGGUUAUUUGGGUUCAGUAUACAGACAGCAUACUUAUCAGUGACAUAUCUUGAUCAAUUUCUGUCAAGAAGAUCCAUAGAUGGUGAAAAAGAUUGGGCAAUGAAGUUAUUAUCAAUGGCUUGCCUUUCAUUGGCUGCUAAAAUGGAGGAGUGUAGAGUGCCAUCACUAUCAGAAUAUCCCAUGGAAGGAUACAAUUUUGAGACCAAAUUCUUGCAAAGAAUGGAGCUUUUGGUACUCAAUGCAUUGGAAUGGAGAAUGGGACUUAUCACUCCCUUCGCCUUCACCCGAUAUUUCGUGGUGAAGUUUAGCGAAAACUGUCGAGGAAACGCCCAAUCGCCAAUCGAUCAAGGCGCUGUUGUGUCGAGAUCUAUGGAGAUAAUGUUGAGAGUGAUGGGAGACAUAAAGUUAAUGAGUUACAGAUCAUCUGUACUAGCUGCAGCAGCAACAUUGCUGGCAUUGGAUCAAGGACUAAUAAAAGACACCAUUGAGGUUAAGAUAAAUGCCUUACCUACAAGUGGAUUCAUUAAAAUUGACGAUCUGUUGUUCUGCUACAAUCAAAUGAGGGAGCUCGACACGCAAAAAAACGAGUUGCUAGAGUGCAGCAUAGUGACUCCUCCCUUGUCACCGAAUCAGCUGCUGAUGAGCUCGAAAGAAAAUCCUUUAGUUUCCUACUCGCUUAGCUCUCGGAAGAGGCUAACGUUCCAGGGUAGCGAGCAUAGCCCUGGUUUGCCAGAGGAGAAGCGCCAACGCUAAUUGGCAACAGGUUCAGUUUUGUACUGACACUAAAACCGUUCCAUUUAACCUGUUUUACUCGUGUAAUGACUUGGGAUUGAGUGUUUAGACUACUACUUGGAUGCAAGGAGAAGGCGAAAUCAAUUCAGAUGAAUAAGAAAAAGGGCUAAAAGCCGGACAUUGGCCAAGAAGCUAACUUCAAGUCUUUGAGUUUAAAUUUCGAGUUUAUAGAGUUGGGGUGGAAAAGGGCCUCGUUAUAAUGAUAUAACUAUAUAUAUAUAUAAGAGGUUACUAGACAUCGUAUCACUGGAUUUAGGUCUAUAUAUAUAUUUUUUUGAAAGAAGUUCUUUGUAGCGGUUUUUAGGUACACAAUGACUUGCUGUCCUCGAUUUAGAAAGGGCGUGUUUGGAUGUUUCGAUUUGGUUUGUUUGUGCAUUUCUAAAAGGUGAAAGCAAGUGGGGUUUAAAAGGGGAAAAUCUGUAUGGGUUUGGGAAGAUGUUUGUGUGAUUUGGAGCACAUUUUGUGAAGGUGAAUCAUGAAAUGUUAAUUUGUUUGAAUGUUUGGAGCAAGGGGUUCUGAGGUGGGGCCUUUGAUCUCCUUUUUCUCCUAUGAAGUUGUGUUGAAAAGGUUGUGGAAAAUCUUAAAAAAAUUAAAUUGUCUGGAAAGGAAAGAAUUUCCAUUUUGAUUACAUUUUAAUGAACAAUUCUUUGUACUUUUUGUCUCCUAU
Messenger RNA from Ipomoea triloba (trilobed morning glory), 2019 nucleotides. RefSeq names its product cyclin-D5-1-like. Gene Ontology annotation, molecular function: cyclin-dependent protein serine/threonine kinase regulator activity. NCBI's taxonomy places the organism in Eukaryota, Viridiplantae, Streptophyta, Magnoliopsida, Solanales, Convolvulaceae. The transcript is spliced from 5 exons. Gene Ontology annotation, cellular component: cytoplasm; cyclin-dependent protein kinase holoenzyme complex; nucleus. Gene Ontology annotation, biological process: mitotic cell cycle phase transition; regulation of cyclin-dependent protein serine/threonine kinase activity. The record is from RefSeq and is a predicted model, not a curated record. The coding region runs from base 342 to 1313 and encodes 323 amino acids.